AUGGCUGACAAAGUAGCCAUUGGAUCCAACAAAACAGAACAUAGCAGCAGAGCAAAUUGGUCCCAACUCCCAAUUGACCCUUUUCAAUUGAUCUUAUCAAAACUGUCCGUACGAAACAUAAAGCCGCUCGAAGCAGUUUGUCGUCCAUGGCUUAAGGCCAUCAAAUACAUUUCAUCGUCAUCGCCGUCCUUUCCUUGCUUACUAGAGCCACCACGGCUCCUUCUUUUUCGAGACGAGGACAACGAUGGCGGUCGCCUGUCUGGUUUUUGCAGUCUUAAAGGCAAGUUUUACAGCUUGAUGAACAUACCUAAACGGUUAGGCGAUGGAUAUACUAUUUGCAUUGGGUCCUCUCACGGCUGGCUGCUUUUCUUGACGAACAAGAAACGAUUGCUGCUUGUAAAUCCCGCAUCUGCAGCGGCUCCGCUUCUUCUCCCACCACUCAAUACUUUUCCGGAUAUAGAUAGCAUUAUGUAUCAAUAUCCUCCUAUGGAAGAUUCAGGAAUUUUUCUCCUCAAGGGAACGUGUGGAUACUGGCGAAAAUGGAUGUGCAAGGUUGUUCUGUCUUCGCCACCAACCUGCAACAACAAAAACAACAUUGGGGUUUUGCUAAUGUACAAUGUCGGAGAUGGGCGUAACCGUCUUGCUUUCUGCACGCCUGCAGAUAACAAAUGGACAAAGCUUGACGAGCACGAACGGUACCUAGAUGUUACGAGUGAUUGCCAUCGCCUUUAUGCGUUACGCGAAGAUUACAGUGUUGAAGUCUGGGGUUUCCCCAACUCCUCUGCCAUCAAAAAGUUGGAAACUAUCCCAGCUGGUGCUCCCAUGGUACCAAAGUUAAAUUAUGAUUUCCAGCUUUACAUGGACAAAACUGAUGCCACUGAUCUGUUUUUGGUCAAAACUGGAGCAAGUGAUCUGUUCUUGGUUGCGAUGGUCGACUCUUCUGCCUGGGAAAGGGUUCGAUUUGAUGUUUAUAAGCUCGAAUAUAAUCCGGAUGGUACAUCUAGAUGGAGAAGGGUGGACUCCAUUGGCAAGUAUGCAGUGGUUUUGGGUUCAAACCACUCCAUAUUAAUCUCACCCCAGGAAUUUGAUCAUGCUCCAGGAUAUCAUGAGAAUUCCAUCUACUUCCUCCAUGCAUCAUCUUCUUUCAGCUAUGAUUUAAUUGUCUAUAAUGUGAGAGAGAUAGAACCGAAAAAGGUCGGUUAUCUGGGAUUAUUAAAGCAACCAGCUUACUGGCUCGAACGUUAUCCUUUAGCACUGUAG
Prunus persica (peach) is the source of this 1260-nucleotide messenger RNA. RefSeq names its product putative F-box protein At4g22660. NCBI's taxonomy places the organism in Eukaryota, Viridiplantae, Streptophyta, Magnoliopsida, Rosales, Rosaceae. The record is from RefSeq and is a predicted model, not a curated record. The coding region runs from base 1 to 1260 and encodes 419 amino acids. Gene Ontology annotation, molecular function: protein binding. The transcript has a single exon.